Messenger RNA from Perca fluviatilis (European perch), 795 nucleotides. RefSeq lists its product as uncharacterized. NCBI's taxonomy places the organism in Eukaryota, Metazoa, Chordata, Actinopteri, Perciformes, Percidae. The coding region runs from base 1 to 795 and encodes 264 amino acids. The record is from RefSeq and is a predicted model, not a curated record. The transcript has 6 exons.
AUGUGUUUUUCUAUCAGGACCCAGCAGAAACCAGAGUCUCCUGAUUCUGAACCUGAACCUGAUCCUGAACCCAGCUGUGUGUCCUUUAAGAGCGACCGGUCACAUCAAGGCCUCAUUGACUUUAAAGGAGAGCAACCCUCUACUGAAAAGAUACCAGACUCUGCUUACUCUGAACCCAGCUGUGUGUCCUGCAAGAGCGACUGGUCACAUCAAGGCCUCAUUGAAUUUAAAGGUCAACAACCUUCUGCUGAAAAGAGAGUGGACCAGGAGAGCUCAGAGGUUCUCAGUGUGCAGUCUGUCCAGCAGCAUCAAAAACACCUGGACUCCAUCUUUAUGCUGCUGGAAGAGAACAUUGUCACUUUUGUGAAGAACGAGCUGAAGAAGAUCCAGAAGGUUCUGAGUCCAGAUUACCCAGAAUGCUCAGAGAGUCAGAGGGCGGAUGAGGAUGAAGACCAGAGGAGGAGCAGAGAGGCACUUCUUAAGAUCACACUGCACUUCUUGAGGAGAAUGAAGGAGGAUGAGCUGGCUGACCGUCUGCAGCACAGAAGUCAUUCUGGAGGUUGUAAGCAUAAACUCAAAUCUAACCAGAAGAAGAAGUUCCAGUGUGUUUUUGAGGGGAUUGCUAAAGCAGGAAACCAAUCCCUUUUGAAUCAGAUCUUCACAGAGAUCUACAUCACAAAGGGAGGGACUGCAGAGGUCAAUGAUGAACAUGAGGUCAGACAGAUUGAAACAGAAACCAGUCCUGAUGUGGACAUGUUCAACAGAAGCUUAGUCACAGCGCUGGUGGUGAUUUGA